Messenger RNA from Mus caroli (Ryukyu mouse), 729 nucleotides. Lineage: Eukaryota; Metazoa; Chordata; Mammalia; Rodentia; Muridae. The record is from RefSeq and is a predicted model, not a curated record.
AUGGAAUGUGCUGGUCCCAACAGCCCUCAGGAGGUCCCUGGAGUCUUCCACUUGCCCACUGACCCCAUGGACUCAGGGGAACUCNUUAAAACGGCUGAGUUGGAUUCAUCCCAAAACUACCUUUUUGGUUUUCAUCCUCAAGGGGUCCUGGUUGUUGGGGCCUUCAGCAACUUCUGUACAGAGGCCACAGGCUUCUCCUGCCUCUUUCCGGGUCUCAAGCCAUAUCUACUCAUGCUACCAUGUUGGUUCCAAAUGCCUCUCUUCCAAGAUUACAUUAUGACCAGAGGUUUAGUCUUUUCUGACAAGGCUAGCGCUUCCUAUCUCUUGUCCCACCCUGAGGGUGGCCGGGUGGCCGUUCUGNCUGUGGGAGGUCUCCUGGAGGCUUUGGAGGCAAAGCCUGGAACAGUGAGCUUGCGGCUCGGGAAUCAGAAAGGAUCCAUUAAGUUAUCACUGGAACACGGGUGAGGAGUGGGGCCUCUCUUCAUGCCCGUCUUCUCCUUUGGAGAGAAUGACCUCUUCCGGCAGUUUCCCAACCCGCCAGGCUCCUGGGUACGGAGGAUGCAGGAGGCACUUCAGACGAUACUGAGUGUGGCUCUGUCUCUCUUCCACGGUCGCCUGGGUCUCCUGAUACCGUUCCGCGUGCCCAUCCACACUGUUGUGGGCGCCCCAAUUCCAGUGCAGCGAAGCCCGAGGCCCAGCCAGGAACAGGUGGACCAGUUGCACGAGUGA